UAUGACAUAGACUAAUCAUACUUAAUAUAGCAUCAUAAUAAUCCUAUUAAAAAAAUUAAAAAAAAUUAGAGUACCCUUAAAUCAUGCCAUUAACCAAAAUGAUGAGUCCAUCCAUCCACCACAAAGGGGCAAAAAAGUAAUCUCACAACUAGCAUAUCCUUUUAAACUUUCUCCCUUCUCAACCUCUUUUCCGCAAUUCUCUCUCCUCCCAAAAACUUAAAUCGAAAAACCUCCUCCUUUCACUUCACAUUUUCACACAACCUCAACAAAAACAACAACAACAAAAACACAAAAAUGGGUGGACAACAACUCUUAAUUCUGACAAUUUUUCUGUGUUUUUCACUUUCUCUCUCCUCUCUAACAGUCCACGAGCUCUUGAAGAAGAAGGGUCUUCCAGCAGGUCUUCUCCCAAAAGAAGUAAAAUCAUAUGAUUUUAAUGAUGAAAAUGGUCUUUUAGAGGUUUAUCUUGAUGGUCCAUGUUUAACAAAAUUCGAAAAUAGGGUUAUUUUUGAAAGUGUUGUUAGGGCUAAUCUUACUUAUGGUGAACUUAUGGGUGUUGAAGGUUUAACGCAAGAAGAGCUCUUUAUUUGGUUACCUGUUAAAGAAAUUACAGUUUUUGAUCCUAAAUCUGGGAUUAUUUUGUUUGAUAUUGGAAUGGCUCAAAAACAGCUUUCUUUAUCACUUUUUGAAGAUCCUCCAAGUUGUAAACCUCAACAAGGAUUGAUAAACUAUAGUGGAAGGAAAGACAAAGGAUUUGUAGCUGAAAGAUGAAGAUUCAAUCAACAACUAUGUGAAAUCUUCCCCCUUUCUCGCACUGUGUGGUUUGAUGAUAAAAUGAUAAUAUUUGUGGUUAUUAUUAUGAUCUUUAGAUGAGUGUGUGUGGAUGGGGUUUGGUCAGAUAACUUGUAUAGAUCCGAAAUUUUGGUAUCAAAUUUUGAAUGUUUAAGAUUCCUUUUAUUUUACUAGAUUUUUUUUA
Molecule: messenger RNA, 976 nt
Organism: Beta vulgaris subsp. vulgaris (sugar beet)
Lineage: Eukaryota; Viridiplantae; Streptophyta; Magnoliopsida; Caryophyllales; Amaranthaceae
Exons: 2
Coding region: 295-771 (158 amino acids)
Source: RefSeq, a predicted model, not a curated record